Rhipicephalus microplus (southern cattle tick) is the source of this 1876-nucleotide messenger RNA. RefSeq names its product ADP-ribosylation factor GTPase activating protein 3 (gene ArfGAP3). Gene Ontology annotation, biological process: COPI coating of Golgi vesicle. The record is from RefSeq and is a predicted model, not a curated record. Lineage: Eukaryota; Metazoa; Arthropoda; Arachnida; Ixodida; Ixodidae. Gene Ontology annotation, molecular function: GTPase activator activity.
GAAGCCGGCGCGCACCCGUCUCUCCCGUCUGGCCACUACAGGCAGUCGGCCAACAUGGCAGAUCAGGCGCCUAGUAAAUCUGAUAUAACGGCGAUUUUUAAGCGUCUCCGGUCCAUACCAGCGAACAAGGUGUGCUUUGAUUGUGGAGCCAAGAACCCGACAUGGGCCAGUGUCACGUAUGGCGUGUUCAUCUGCAUGGACUGCUCAGCAGUCCACCGGUCCCUGGGCGUGCACUUGUCCUUCGUGCGGUCCACCCAGCUAGACACCAACUGGACCUGGAUGCAACUUCGUGCCAUGCAAGUGGGCGGCAAUGCCAGUGCGGUGUCGUUUUUCCAGCAGCAUAGCUGUACAAGCACAGAUGCACAACAGAAGUACAACAGCCGAGCUGCGCAGCUGUAUCGGGAAAAGAUACACCAGCAGUCUGCCACAGCGAUGCGCGUUUAUGGCACCAGUCCUCUGAUGGAUCAUCAUGAGCACGCACCAGAAAGUCCGGACUCCAAGGAGGAGCACGACUUUUUCCGAGAGCACGAAGAAGCCCUAGCUGCCCGGGCGAGCAGUGCCGAGCAGCAGACGUGCGAGCCGGGUGCCCUGUUCAAGCCACCUCCGACCGAGCCAAUCCAGGUGACUGCCUCCUUGGCUGGAACUGCUCUUGCUGGCUCCUCGUCGGCACCAUCGUCGUCUUCAACUCGAAAGGCCCAGCGGAAGCCAGGAAAGGGCCUCGGAGCGCAGAAGGUCAGUGCCAACUUCCAGGACAUUGAACGCGAAGCACAGAAGGCAGAUGAGAUUCGUGCGGCGAGUGCGAGCCAAGCUAGUGCCAGUCAGGCGGCUUCGGCUGUGGAUGCAGAAGAGGCGGCAAGGCAGCUUGCCUCGAUGCGGUUGGCUUACAAAGACAUGGACAAGGACAUGCGCAACAAGCAGGUUGACCCUCGCAAGGCACAGCAGAUGGAGCGACUAGGCAUGGGUCUAGGCGGUGGCGGCCGCACCGCAGUUUCCCACUCGGCUCUGGCAGACAUGCGCACCAUCACACAGGAGACUCCCCAGACCGCUGGCGGAGACCGGCCGAGCCACGACUUCCUCGGCGGCGCCGGCUUCUUUUCUUCGGGUGGCUCGCGAGGCAGCGGCUACGGCAGCAGCGCGGGCGACAGCCUGUACUACGAUGGGCCACCCUCGCAGCCGACCUCGUCGUUUUCCUCUUGGGAGAACGUCACCACUUCUCCAGACAGAGAUGAAAGUUCCGGCCGCAGUCGGCAUGUGAUUCAACAAGGGCCGGCGACCGACGAAGCCCGCAAGAAGUUUGGCAACGCAAAGGCAAUCUCAUCUGACCAGUUUUUCCACGGCUCUGCAGACUCCGAUUUUGAGAAGAGGGCCCAGCUAGCUCGUUUCGAAGGCUCGUCGUCCAUCUCGAGCGCCGACUACUUUGGCGGCGGACCGGGUUCGAGCAAUGCGUCCCACUCAAGCACCAGCCUGUCCGGACCCAACCUGUACGAGAUCCGAGAAGGAGUCCGAGACGGAGUCACCAAGGUAGCCUCGCGGCUUUCCUCGCUCGCAAACGGCGUCAUGAGCUCUCUGCAGGAAUUCAGGCAAGAUGGCAGGUACGCUAGGCUCAAUCGACCAAACGAACAGGCUGGAUUCAGAAAAGGGUAUUCUACGAUGGAUGAUAUCCAUGCCUUCGAACAGAGAAAGUGAACCGUGCUCACGGAUCGUUACGGUUAUUAAAGAGAAGAGGCCUUUGGGACUGUACUUUCUUUUUUUUUUUCCCGAUGAAGUUUCUCCGGUGAUCACCACCGAAUUUCCUGGUGAUGCUUCUCUUGGAGCUGCCCUGGGCGAAGGCCAUUUGAUGAAAGUGCAAAUAAACUUGCCGUUUGUAGGUUUGUAA